Messenger RNA from Triticum urartu, 901 nucleotides. Lineage: Eukaryota; Viridiplantae; Streptophyta; Magnoliopsida; Poales; Poaceae. The record is from RefSeq and is a predicted model, not a curated record.
GUGGUUGUGCCGAUUAUUGACUGGCAAUCAAGAACUUUCAGCCGACCAGUUAUUCUUCUAAUAUGUUUUGGUGCAAUCGCUUUAUUCCCAAGUGUCUUGAUACCUUCUUCUCCCUUUAUGUGGAUUGCGGGGAUGACCUUUGGAUAUGGUUAUGGCUUUCUGAUAAUUACAACGGCGAUGAGCAUAGGCAUGUCAUUACCAUUUUGUAUAGGAUCUGCGUUCCAUUCCAGAAUACAUAGAUGGUUGGAAAAAUGGCCGAAGAAAGCUGCUUUUGUUAGACUUGCUGGUGAAGGAGAUUGGUUCCAUCAAUUUAGGGCAGUUGCUUUACUUAGGAUUUCUCCAUUUCCAUAUAUAGUUUUUAACUACGCUUCCGUGGCUACAAAUGUCAAAUAUUGUCCAUAUAUAGCUGGUUCAAUGGCGGGAACCAUACAUGAAACCCUCCUUGCAAUUUAUAGUGGGAAGCUCGUUCAAAGCUUGGCUGCGGCGACUAGCCAAGGGUCUUUCUUGUCAGUGGAUCAGAUCAUCUACAACGGAAUUGGCUUUACGGUUGCUGCAGUUUCCACUGCUGCAAUAACUAUUUAUGCGAAGAAGGCGCUCCAAAAAUUGCAAGCCGAGGAUGAGCUAUGUUGAUAUCCUUGCUACGGAUCAAAUCUUGAUGCUAGGUCCCCUCCAGGUGUAAACUACAAACGGGCACUACUAAUCUGGUUUCAAUCGUCAACAACCUGCAACAAUUGUAAAGAAAAUAGAGAUCCAGAAUCACUACCCUUCUCUCUUCUUUUGGUUUUGUUUUAAGUAGAGAGAGAGAAUUGCCAAAAUUAAGAACUAAAAUCAAUGUACGAACCGGGGCCUGUGCAAUGUAUAUUUCAAGCUGCUUAAGGUGAAAUUAUCUUUGUUUUGUUUA